GGAAAUUUGUACCGAAUCCACAAUCCUUGGAAGUAAAUGUAUUCGUUAACGUCAUCAUGAUUAUGUCCGCCGCGUGAUGAGCGCUUCGUGGACUAGGGUGAUGGCGUCUCGAAGUGCUUGGGCAUCCGUGGACAGUUGACGGAGGUCGUGGGAAGGGGAUGAAUCGCAUGCGAUUUCGGCGUUGCUGAGUAAGAUCUCGACGGCAUCGAGUAACUGUCGGAGUCGCAGACUUACGUCGGUCGCGUCAAAGAAAUUGCGCUGGAUCUGACCCUCCAAGCGAGCUAAGUUAGUGCGAUGCGUGACAAGUUGCAGCUGCAGCUCGACGGUCGUGGCUUGGACGUCCACUCGGACAUGCUGCCGUUCGUCGAAGAGAAGCAUAAAGACGAGCGACGACGGCGAUGUGUUUGUGGACGACACGAGCGAUGAAAGGACGAGGUCAUCUGUGGGGUACUUUCCCUUGAACAAAAGGCGCUGGGAGCGGGCGGCAACUCCACUGAGCAUUUCCAGGUGUGUCUUGACGUCGAAGACGGACGAGAUGGUGUCCAUUGCGAACCGAUACCGGUCUUUUCCACGAACAACUUGGACAAGCACUUGGUUUUCUCCGACAGGUACGACGACACGUGGCAGUGGUGGUGGUGGUGAUGGAGUUGUUGGCGCGAUGGGAACGUCUGGGGACAAAGGACGGUGCGUUGCUGAUGAUGUGUGGACUUGUGAUGAUGGUGAACGACUCAGCAGCAUCAUCUUUGGUUUGCUGGGAAGAGUGGACAGGUUGAUCGUCGAUGCGUCCAAUAGUUCCUUCCCCUUAAAGAGCAACUUCUGGGCUGCAACAGGUGUACCAAACAAUGGCUCAAUCAAUCCUUUGAGCUUUCGGACAGUCAUUUGGCCAUCUCCAUCCACAGGAAUCGUCAACACGGCUUGCUGCUUGCCAUAGAAGAUGGAGAUCUGGACGAUGCCGUCGGCGGCGGCGGCAGAACUCAUUCCAACAACUAUGAUG
Messenger RNA from Aphanomyces astaci, 994 nucleotides. RefSeq lists its product as hypothetical. The transcript has a single exon. NCBI's taxonomy places the organism in Eukaryota, Oomycota, Saprolegniomycetes, Saprolegniales, Verrucalvaceae. The record is from RefSeq and is a predicted model, not a curated record. Bases 536 to 931 code for a protein of 131 amino acids.